Molecule: messenger RNA, 2365 nt
Organism: Oncorhynchus tshawytscha (Chinook salmon)
Lineage: Eukaryota; Metazoa; Chordata; Actinopteri; Salmoniformes; Salmonidae
Product: nucleobindin-2
Exons: 14
Coding region: 324-1757 (477 amino acids)
Cellular component (GO): extracellular exosome; endoplasmic reticulum-Golgi intermediate compartment
Molecular function (GO): calcium ion binding
Source: RefSeq, a predicted model, not a curated record
GCAGGAUGCAACGGGCAGUCAGCAAUAUCAAAGAACACUACAGACUGAGAAGUUUACGUAAUGUUCACUGGGGAAGGUGCAAAAUAACUUAAUCAACUUCUAAUUUGAUGUUGAAAAGGCUUUAGAUUUGCGACUUGAUUGAGGCAAACAUUGACACUUCAUUCUGUUGGCACAAAUUAAUUCUCUGACAGUCAGGGCUACAGAUCGCAUAUUUAUCUCAACUAUCCACAUACGGGCCUACAUUGGGGCUGUGCAUUGCCAUCUAAACGGUUAGUGCUACCCGAGAUCGUUGGGAUCUCAAAUACAGGCUACAACUGAGACGAAUGAUACAGUUGGUUGGACCACUUCCCAAUUCAGCAUCUCUUUUGACGUGUUCGUGCGGAUCACUUUUGUCAAGAUGUUCACCGCUUCUAAAGAUGUUGUGGAGUAAAGCCUUCUGCCGCUGCCCUGUGCUCGUCCUGAGCUUGUGGUUCUGUGUGGAAGCAGUGCCCAUCGCUGUGGACAAGACUAAAGUGGAAACCCCAGAGCAGGAACUUGAGGCGCCACAGAGUGUGGACACGGGGCUUCACUAUGACCGCUACCUCAGGGAAGUCAUUGAUUUCCUGGAGAAGGACCAGCAUUUCAGAGAGAAGCUCCACAACACAGACAUGGAGGACAUUAAGCAAGGCAAACUGGCCAAAGAGCUGGACUUUGUCGGCCAUCACGUGAGGACCAAACUUGACGAGUUGAAGAGGCAGGAGGUGAACAGGCUACGGACGCUCAUCAAAGCUAAACAAGACGUUGAGGGAGGGCAUGAAAUGAACCACAAGGCGCUGCUCAUGCAGUUUGAGUACAUGAACCACAUGAACCCACACACCUUCGAAGUGGAGGACCUGGAUAAGCUUAUUAAAUCGGCUACCAGUGACCUGGAAAACUAUGACAAGGAUCGUCACGAGGAGUUUAAGAGGUACGAGAUGAUGAAGGAGCACAAGAGGAAGGAGCACCUGAAGAACCUCGACGAGGAGCAACGCAAGGACGAGGAACAGCACUACGAAGAGCUGAGGAAGAAACACGCAAACCAUCCCAAAAUCAACCACCCUGGCAGUCAGGACCAGCUGAAAGAGGUCUGGAAGGAGUCUGACGGUUUGGACCCAAAUGACUUUGACCCCAAGACCUUCUUCAAACUCCACGACAACAACGGAGAUGGCUACAUUGAUCAACAGGAGCUUGAAGCCCUGUUCACUAAAGAGCUGGAGAAGAUGUACAGCCCUAAUCUUGAAGAGGAUGACAUGACAGAGAUGGAGGAGGAGCGACUGCGCAUGAGGGAACACGUCAUGAAUGAGGUGGACACCAACAAGGAUAGACUGGUCUCCCUGGAUGAGUUCCUGAUUUCCACAAACAAAAAAGAGUUCCAAGAGCCAGACAGCUGGGAGACUCUGGAGCAGGCCCCAGCCUACACGGACGAGGAGAUGAAGUUGUUUGAGGAGCAGCUGGCCCAGGAGGAGAGCAACCUCAAGCAGAAGAACGUAGAGCUGCAGAAACAGAAAGAGGAGCUGGAAAGGCAGCAGGAGCAACUCGAUGCCCAGAAAGCAGAGCUGCAGCAGGCGGUGGAACAAAUGCAGAUAAUAAAAUUUGAAAAAGCAAAUGCGGCUGUUGAGGUCAAAGAUGGAGGAGCUACAGUAGCAGUGCCCCCUGGAGGUCAAUCAUUGCCAGUACUACCAGGAGACAGCCAACCUCUACCCCCGAGUCACCACCAAGACCUACCUGCACACUCUUAGCAGGCCCGGCAACUUUUUCUGUGUGUGUGAAUCUCUUGGUGUGUUUGUGUACAUGUGUGUGUGUUUUUGUGCAUACGUGUGUAAAUUAAUCUUGCAACGAAUCCGUUUGAGUUAGUUUUAAUGUGUUGUCGGCGCUCUACGGUCCCACAAUAUACCCGGACGCACACAUACAGUCCAACAAUUUCACGAGACCAGCUAAACCAAUCAGAAUGAAGCCUUGGAUUUUGACCCACUUCCCGUCGUGGCAUUCCGGAGCUGGCAGGAACAGCCAGCACAACCAACGAGACUUGAAAUAAUUGCUGAACCAGGCAUUUUGUGGACAAUCCACUCUUUUCUUAUUAGUUUCCCUCUUGCCACAACAGCACAUGGUUUGAUUUGGGAAGUCAUUUGGGAUGAUUGAGAAGAGGGUUUUGUUUCUGAAUACGUGCCACGUUUUGUUUUCUACCUAGUUAGGUAUGCUACCCAGUGGGAUUAUUUCUGCGGGGAAAGAUUUGUUUAAAAUCCAAAAGACAUUUUGGUUAAAUAGUUUACGGAGGUGGGUCAAAUGAAUGUCAAUUUUGAUAUGCUGCUUGAUAGUAUGCUGUCAUGAUAAAUAAUGUAGAACUUUA